AUGGAUAUCUCCAGCCUCGGGCACGAAAAUUUUUUAUCAGCUGAACUAGAUCUACAAAAAAAAUUCGGUACACCGGCCACCCACGCUCUAUCCGGAGAAGCAGGAAAUGCAAUUAAACGAUUCUUUUGUUUUUAUUUUCUUUUUGGAUAUUUACCUUCGCGACUAAUCACAGACGAAUCUUUAGUAUUAUUAUUUAAAUUAAAUUUUAAAAGCACAACGACAUUCAAACUCAAAGACGGUGAUUUCUUUAGAGACGAAAAUGUAAGUAGUCAAAAAUCUCCAACGAAAGGUGCUAUUCAGUCGUGUGGUAUGGGAAGUGAUGAUGAAGAUGUUGAGUAUGAUCCUUUGUCAUUGAAUCCGAAUAACAAUAUGAUCAGUAAAUGCAAGUAA
Messenger RNA from Didymodactylos carnosus, 390 nucleotides. Lineage: Eukaryota; Metazoa; Rotifera; Eurotatoria; Philodinida; Philodinidae. The record is from the annotation of a GenBank genome assembly.